GAAAUGGCUAGACAACGGAGAGGUCGACUGGCUUGAGUUUUCGUGUAUUUAUCUCAUGUUUUCCUCGUGGUUUUUCAAUGUUACACAUUUUGCUUCUACUACGUCUCCUCCUGUCGUGUAGACAAAUCCAAGCACAAGAUGGAAGUUCAGCGAAGCACCUUGGAGAUACAGCAACUUUACCCUGCAAACAGCCCGACACCAGUGAUGCCCUCACUCAGAUCUCAUGGCAGAGGAUAACGAGAGGGAAACCCAAUGGUGACAAUUUCUACACAAUUGACGCCAAAGGACCUAAUUUUAUAAAUGGAGACGAUAACCGCUUUACAUUUGUUGGGGAUUUCCGUGGCAAAGAUGGAACACUCCAAUUAUCCAGUGUAACACUGAUGGAUGAAGGAACCUACACAUGCAUCAUCACUUUGUUUCCCAGUGGAAAUCAGAGACAAGUAGUACCUCUUAGAUUGCUUGUGCCUCCAUCCACAAGCCUGGAGAAUAAUCCAGUUAUUUUGGGAGAUGAAGAAGUUCUUAUUGCAAACUGCACAGCGGCAGGUUCCAAACCACCUGCUGAUGUGAAGUGGAAGACCAACACUUUGGGCCAAAAACUGAGAGUGACGAACAGCUCCACUCAGCAUGAGAACGGGACGACCACCACAGUGAGCUCACUGUUUGGAAAACCUACCAGAGAAAUCAACGGUGGUUUGGUCCAGUGUGUCGUCACUGCUGAAGCCCUGAGAGAAGAAAGAACACUGCCCUUAAAAAUACAGGUCCACUUUUCACCUACUGAAGUGAUCAUUAGUGAAACCGGCAAGGAUUCAUUUGAAUGCAAGUCUGAAGCCAACCCGAAUGCCACCAUCACCUGGAGCAGGACUUGUACCAGGACUAUCAGGACCAGGACCACGACACCAGAACGGUUUAUUUCCCACAUCAGUAAGCUUGCUGAAAAGUGUCCCAACUCCCCUUACACAUCUGCCAGCAAACAACACAUUUAUUUUAUUUUUCUUUUUUUUUAUCCAUUGUGUAUAUUUUAAAAUUGUAUAUAGGACUACCUUUUCGAACUUUCCCACUUUUGACCUGACACCAUGGCAAACGUCUAGUGCUGGAAAAUGUGAUUUACUGUCAAAUGUACCUGACUAUAUAACUUUUCUCAUUCUGAACACCACCAACAAUAAGUAAUAAAAGAAAACAAAUCUGCAGUUAUUGGCGAAUAAACCUGCUGGGCAAUUCUAACUGUACAAGCAUGUGCAUUAGUAAGUGUGGGUGUAUAUAUAAGGAAUGAGGUGUGUUCUGUGAGUGUGAUUGUGCAAAUACAGCAACACACCUUCUGAGGAUCAGAAGGAGACAGAGGGCUCCAAGAUACUGUGGAAAAUUUAUGUCCUUUUGUAAGUGUAAGGAAGUAAAGAAAAUUACUAUUUUACUAUAACUGCAAGAAGUGAUAAAGUAGUCUAAAUAUAUGCAAAGGUACAUAUUAGGUCUGAGGACUUUGUGUCCUCAUUUGACUGCACCUCCAUUACUCAGAGGGAGCUGCAGUAUUUUCUAUAAUGAGUGGUUCUCCAUCUUCAGUGGCUUUAGACCUGCAUUAAGGGAUAUUCUUGCCACCCACAGAUGCAGAAACAAGUUGUAACACUGAUAAAUUUCAGCCAUAUAUUAAUGUUAAACCUCCAGUGAACAUGAAAUCAUGACUCGUGAGACUUUCUCACCAGUCUACUAGUAAACUAGAUGUUUCAUAUUUCAUUUCCUGCAUUCAGUGUAGUAGGUUUUGGCGGAAAGCUUGGUUUUGAUUACAGUGCUAUGCACUGAUGUAUGUGAAUGCAUGAAACUGACAGCUGUGGUGCACGCCCAAAAACACCACACCCUGAAAAACUGCCUGUGUAAUCUAGAUGACUUCUAGUUUAGCUGAUUUAGUUUUGUUUGAAGUUUUACUGCUCAUUUUAGUUCAUGCUUAUUGCUGACUUGAAAACUAAUACUUAUAUUAGUAUACCUUGAAUAGUUCUUUGCUCAACUAAGGUUGGUCUAUAUGUGUUAUAGAAAUUAACUUUGCUUGACAGUGUUUACAUGUCGAUAAGGAUACAAUAUGGUUAAGCUUUGUCUUAUAUUAACAAGCACACCAAAUAUUCCAUGUAGUGAAACAGAUGUUUGCUUAUCUGCUGCUUUUCAACUGUGUACCCAGUCUGCAGAUGAAUUUUCAGUGAACCAAAAGUGGAAAUUUCCACAUUUAUUAGGCAUGACAACUGGGAAAACUCUUAUUUGUAAUUAAUUUUGUAACAGAAUUAAGAAACAAUUGGGGCCUGUGAUGAAAUAUCUGAACUGUUUUC
Molecule: messenger RNA, 2306 nt
Organism: Melanotaenia boesemani (Boeseman's rainbowfish)
Lineage: Eukaryota; Metazoa; Chordata; Actinopteri; Atheriniformes; Melanotaeniidae
Product: nectin-3-like protein
Exons: 5
Coding region: 78-1022 (314 amino acids)
Biological process (GO): heterophilic cell-cell adhesion; homophilic cell-cell adhesion
Cellular component (GO): adherens junction
Source: RefSeq, a predicted model, not a curated record